CGCAUCGAACCAAGGGGAGAGCGUCAGAGAAGGAGAGACGUAAGUGACAGAAUAGGUAGUGGUGUAGGUGAACUGGACAACCACCAGAACUCUCGCCAGUAUUUAAGGGAGAGUCGCGAGCGUAGCGCGCCAGUUACUACGGCCGAUUGCCUCCACGAGGUAUCCCCGAGCUAAACGGAGCCACUGUGCGCUGCACCGAUUUCGCUCGAAAGAAAAGGGCGCGAAAAGUCUCAACCACGUGACUCGAUUUUCCGAAACAUCUCUCCCUUCGCCUGUUCUAUUUGUAUAAUUCGCGACUUCGUUCCUUCGUUUGAGAUUCAUGUCGAUUCAGUGAGGAAACACGUCGAAACACCACGAGUUAGAGCUUCCGAGUUGACAAUUAACAUUUGAAAAUAAGAUUUGAAAUCCUUGAUAGGAGAAGUGAGAUAGUAAAAAGGUGGUUGAGUCCGUGAUAGCCAUCGAAUAUGAACGAAUGUGCGUCCCGUGAGGAAGUUCGCAGCGGUUCACGGAAGUGCACUAUUUAUGGAAGAGUUUGAACCGCCGCGCCAAGGGCUCUUUGGAACUUUCGCUCGUGGACCGUGCAGAUGAGCGUGCUACCAAGGGAAAGAAGGCGAAUCAUUUGGAUCCCGUACUCGAUGCUGCUGGCAUUUGGGCUGCUCCUGGUGCUGUCGGACGCCGGAGCUGUUCACCAACAAUCGAACCUCCUCCUACCGUUCACGAACGUCUCGUUUGGAUUCGCCAAGGCCGCAACUAAUCGCGGUAUUUCAGUCACCAGGAUCCUGCAGGACGGGGAACUCGAACGGGUGAUUCGACUGCCUGGAAUUUGCGCCAAGGAGACCAUCGUCAAUUGGGGAGAUACGGACGUAGCACUGAGGCAGGUCUGGCUACAGGAGACGGCCAGAAAGGUGCAACUGAUAUACGAGGGUGGCACGCUUACUGACUGCGUGGACGAGAAACUCGAUGUCCGUGACGAGAGAUCCUGCACAUCAAGCACGCACUUGGACGACGAUUACGACGAUGAAACGUCCGUCGAACUGUUCGAUGUGGACGAUCAGGAGGACUCGUCGAGGAUCCCGCAGGACCUCUCCUGGCUCUCGUCCACGUCGGAUCUACGUCAUCGGUGCACCCACGUAAGGAACAGGGCGCGAAAUCAAUUGAUUUUACAACAUCGACGAAGGAAAUACUCGAAGCUUUUAAACGGAACGAGCAGCAGUCACCGCCAGAGACGAGGUAAGAGCCGCUCGCGAAGGGACUUGUUGAUGAUCCCGGGGACACAAUGGUGCGGCCGCGGUCAUCGGGCCACGAAAUACACGAAUCUGGGCGGUUUUGGCACAGCAGAUGCCUGCUGUCGCAGACACGACACGGCGUGUCCUUUUUUCAUCCCGGCUUUCGAGACGCGCUACGGUCUUUUCAACUGGGGUAUCUCGAGCAUGAUGCAUUGUGCCUGUGACGAACGAUUUCGUACGUGUUUGAAGAUGGCAGACACAGCAUCCGCGAAUUUUAUCGGCAAAAUCUUCUUUGACGUUCUAAGAACGAAAUGUUUUAUAUUGAAACCGCAAAAGGUUUGUACGAAAUGGUCGUGGAUGGGCAAAUGCCAGCAUCACGAAUACCGAAAGCAGGCUCAUGUCCGUGAAAAUGUUCCUUAUCAUUAAAUUAAAUGGAAGAGAUUUAAAAAGAGAGCGACGAAUGUUUGAGAAUAUUCUUUUUCUAGAGAUGUCAAUACCAAUUCUCAGGGAUGUAAUAGUUUAUCGAGAGUAUUCGAUCGUGACCCGAUCGGUCGUUUUUUGGACAACAGAUCACAGAUAAAAACAGUCAUCCUCUUUGACCGUCUGAAUGACAGAAUGACAAUACGUAGUGGUCGCUAUAGAAAGUGUAAUCAUUAGAAUAGAUUGACGACAGUUUUAUAUCAUAUUUCAGUUCCUUGGAUCGAUUCUUUGUAAGAUCGAGUUAAUCUUCAUUUAUAAUUGAAAAGUUAAUUGGUCGAGUAUCUGGAAUCUUUCAAACAUAUCAACUACGAAAAUUAUAUGAAGCAGAUUUACUUAUAUAAAAGUGGUUUAUAUUUAAUUUUUCAUAUUUGCAAGGUCAAAUUCGUUUUAGACUGCUGAUUUUUACUUAAUCGCUUAAUGGUAAAAUGAAAUGAAAUGGAGAAAUGAAAUCGUUCGAAAUAGACAGGGUAUCAUUUUUAUUAUCUAUAUACUAACUAUGUAGUCGUUAUUGUCUUUGAAAAUGCCAAAUAAAUUAUUCUGUAGAUAAAUUAUAAUAAAACUGUACAUAUCAUGAGUAGCAUAAUUUUUCAAGCAUAAAAGAACUAGAAAAAAUCGCUAUAUUAACAAGUAGUUUAGAAAAUGAAAAAAUCUCUUUCCUACAAAAUUGUUGACUCUUGUAAUUAGAAAUCUGCGUAAUAGUUCACUUACUUUCAUCUUAUUUUCUUGAUUACGUGUACGGUAACGCUAAUUCCGCGUUAAUUGUGCUCGUGCAUGUAUUCUGUAUGAUUGUAUUUAUGUAUGAACGAGUCAUGUUCUUGCGAUGUAAAAAUGUUGAAAAGAAAAUCAAGAUUGUAACGAUACAAAAGUAUUUAAAUAUUGAAAUAUACGCUGUAUUUAAAUGCGACAUAUAAAAAAUAAGUGUAAUAAGUUAAAUAUGCAAUAUCUCCUUGUAUUGUAUAAAUGAAAAUAAUUCAUAGAUAUAUAUAAACUAUCAAAAUUCUUAACAGUAGGUACAUCGUUGUAAAUAUGUAUAAUAGCGAUAUAGUACUAACAUAUUUAAUAAAGGAUGCAUUAUAAAAAUAA
Molecule: messenger RNA, 2789 nt
Organism: Bombus pascuorum
Lineage: Eukaryota; Metazoa; Arthropoda; Insecta; Hymenoptera; Apidae
Exons: 5
Coding region: 585-1652 (355 amino acids)
Biological process (GO): phospholipid metabolic process; arachidonate secretion
Molecular function (GO): A2-type glycerophospholipase activity
Source: RefSeq, a predicted model, not a curated record